UAAAUCUCGUGAGUUCAAAGAGCACCACGAUUAGACUUUUUAUUCCCUUUGUCCUCCCUUCGAAUGCCGUUCGUCACAUAUAGUUCAACGAAACAGUGAUUUUGUCACGUUCGAAAAACGACAUGGAUUCCUGGCAGGGGCACAAUUCGUCAAGACAAAGGUGGUCGGAAGAGACGUUUGCAUUGCCACCGACACCUCCGACCCCACCUGCCGCCACCAUGGACAUGCAAAACGGCAGAUUCGGCCAGAAUUGCGAAACGACGUGGAAUUAUCGAUGGCCCUGGGACGUAUCGUCAGAAAUCGGUGCAGUUUCCGAAAGCAAUUCGCCCCUCGAAAUAGGUCAGCAGUUGGUAUCCCAGUGCACGAGCAAUUCCAUUGACAGUGCGGACGCGAAUCAGAAUUACCACCUCUGCAGAUGGCAACAGUUACCUCAAUGUGGGCCAUUUCCGGGUAAUCUGCCUCUGGAUUUCAAAGAUGACGCGGAGUCUAUCUCGAAGGACUCGUCGCAGGAUCUUCCCUUGCAGAAAGAACGCGGAAACAACCCGAGUGCCGUUUUUCGGGCUUGGGAAAUCCCUUAUCCACAAAGUACCGGCGUGGAUUCCAAAAUAGAAAUCAAGUUCGAGAGCAGCCAACGAUCUCAGGAUCGUUUCGAGUACCCGAGCUGCGUAAAGAGAGGGAGCUCGAACGAGGGCCGCUCAGAGUCAGAAAUUGAUUUGCCGAAGAGAACGGGAAAUGGGAGUAGCGAGAAACCUCGUAAAGAAAGAACUGCAUUCACGAAGCAGCAGGUUCGCCAUUUAGAAUGCGAAUUCACGCACAGUAAUUACCUCACUCGACUUCGUCGUUACGAAAUAGCUGUCGCAUUGAAUUUAACCGAACGACAGGUAAAGGUAUGGUUCCAAAACAGGCGCAUGAAGUGGAAGAGGACGAAAAGCGUUCUUCUGAAUGCACACGGAAGAGCUCAUUGCAAUAGUUAAGUUCGGAUUAGAACAGAGAACAAUUGUAAAUAAUGACCGUACUUUAAGUAACAUUCAGUAUUUUUAUAAACGUGCUAAUCCUAGGUAAAUCUUAAUAGCACGUUCACUGAUUAAUGUCAAAUGUUGAUUUCAAUAUGUAAAUUAAACAUAUAUAGAAAAAGAUACGAGU
Messenger RNA from Orussus abietinus, 1143 nucleotides. It is a transcript of the gene btn, whose product is annotated as homeobox protein Hox-C5a. Gene Ontology annotation, biological process: positive regulation of transcription by RNA polymerase II. Bases 123 to 974 code for a protein of 283 amino acids. Gene Ontology annotation, cellular component: nucleus. Gene Ontology annotation, molecular function: RNA polymerase II cis-regulatory region sequence-specific DNA binding; DNA-binding transcription factor activity, RNA polymerase II-specific. The transcript has 5 exons. The record is from RefSeq and is a predicted model, not a curated record. NCBI's taxonomy places the organism in Eukaryota, Metazoa, Arthropoda, Insecta, Hymenoptera, Orussidae.